AUGCUGGUCUCCAAAAUCCGGUCAGUUUCCUCCAAGAAACUCUUCAGAAGCCUCCAAUUCGUCCGACUGCAGUCCGUCCCUUCGCUUGCCCAUUUCACCCCUUAUUUUUCCGAUUCGGGUUCCGAGGACCCGAGCCCCGACACGGGAUGCAGUUAUACUGCAAAAGUUUCAAGCAAUUGCACCGAUGGGAGUAGGAGUUCUUCUGGGCUGAGCACCUUCGAGGUCGUCGAGAUUCUAAAAACCAUGCAGGGCGAGCCAAGCUCCGCCUUCACGUUCUUCUAUCAGCUUGGGGAAAAGGGUUUCCGGCAUGAUGUGCGGACUUACUUGGCCAUCAUUAAAAUACUCUGCUUUUGGGGCUUAGACAGAAAGCUUGAUUCUUUGUUGGAAGAGGUUAUUAGCUCGGGAAAUGAGUGCCGGUGUUUCGACGUGUGGGAGUUGUUGGGGGUGAUUGCGGAAGAGCUGAGGGCCGGCGGGCCUCGCACUCUGCUCCGGGCUGUCGAUGCCCUUAUCAAGAGUUAUGUUACUUUAGGAAUGCAUGAUGAGGCUAUCGAUGCCCUUUUCGAGACCAAGAGGCUCGGUGUUGGGCCGUGCUUGCUGUCUUGUAAUUUUUUGAUUAACAGGUUGGUUGGGGUUGGGAGGGUCGAUACGGCUGUUGCUAUCUAUAAGCAGCUGAAGACAAUCGGGCUCAGCCCGAAUGUGUAUACUUAUGCGAUCAUGAUUAAGGCAUACUGUCGGAACAAGUGUUUUGAAGAAGCUGAUAAUGUGUUGAGUGAGAUGGAAGCAGCUGGGGUUGAGCCUGAUUCUUUUAUCUACUUUGCUUAUCUUGAAGGGCUCUGCAUGAACGGAUUGACCGAUUCUGGCUACAAGGUUUUACAGUCUUGCAAAGCUGGAAAUGUCCCUAUUGAUGCUUAUGCUUACACUACCGUAAUUCAGGGUUUUGUUAGUGAAAAGAAGCUGAGGGAGGCUGAGAAUGUUUUGCUCGACAUGGAAGAACACGGGAUGAUUCCCAGUGAGGCUGACUACCGUGCCUUAGUCCAGGGGUAUUGUGAUUCUGGGGAUAUAAUUAAGGCUUUGACUAUACAUAAAGAGAUGGAGGCAAGGGGUCUCAGGACUAAUUGUAAGAUUCUCACUCCAAUCUUUCAGUGUUUGUGCCAGAAGGGAAUGCAUCUUGAAGCAGUUAAUCAGUUUAGGGAGUUUGAAAAGUCGGGCAUCUUUCUUGAUAAAGUUGCGUACAAUGUUGUUAUUGACUCCUGUUGUAAAAUGGGCCGGUUAGACGAGGCCCUACUUUUUUUUGAUGAGAUGAAGUGUAAGAAUCUCGUGGCCGAUGUCGUGCACUACACCACGUUAAUAGGCGGUUACUGUCUCCACGGGGAUAUUUUUGAUGCUAUAAACUUGUUUGAGGAAAUGAACGAAAGCGGUCUCAGAGCAGACAUUAUUACUUAUAAUGUCCUUGCCGGUGGUCUGUCUAGAAAUGGUCUUUGGGAUAAGGUUAAAAUCCUUCUGGGUGCUAUUAAACGUGAAGGGUUAGCACCAAAUGCAGUGACACACAGCACGAUCAUCGAAGGCCUAUGCUUUGGGGGGAAACUGAAAGAAGCUGAAGCAUAUUUUGUUAAUUUAGAAGACAAGACUGUGGAAAUUUAUGCUGCAAUGGUUAAUGGAUACUGUGAAGUGAGCAGGGCAACUGAUGGUUAUAAGCUACUUCUUAGACUUUAUGAUCAAGGAAUUGUGAUAAAUAGGAAUUCUUGUUCGCACCUACUUAGCUCCCUCUGUGUGGAAGGCGAAUUUGAGAAAGCUAUCACGCUAUUUGAGAUCUUGCUUUCUAUUGGUGAUGGCCCUAGUAAGAUGAUGUACCACAAGCUUAUUGCUGCUCUUUGUGGCGCUGGAGAUAUGACGAAUGCCCGAUGGGCGUUUGACCACAUGGUCAGCAGAGGGCUUGUUCCAGAUGCAGUUAUCUACACCAUAAUGAUGAACGGCUAUUGCCGGGCGAAUCACCUGCAGGAAGCCAUUGAUCUUUUUGAUGACAUGAAGGUAAAAGGCAUCUGUCCUGACAUAAUUACUUACACGGUCUUGCUUGACGGGCAUCACAAAGUAAGUCGUAAAAGGGUGCGAUCUCAAAAUGUUUGUGAGAGAGGUGAAGUUGGAGAGCAGGAAGUUUUAUCUUUAUGCUGUGAAAUGAAGGAGAUGGAAGCUAAGCCUGAUGCCAUCUGUUACACAGCGUUAAUUGACAACCAGUGCAAAGCAGAUAACCUUGAGGAUGCUAUUUUCCUUUUCAAUGAGAUGAUUGAGCAAGGUUUACAACCCGAUACAGUCACAUACACGGCCAUCUUAUCUGGCUAUUGCAAGCGAGGAGAUAUGGGCAUGGCUGAAGCUCUAUUGAACGAGAUGAAAUCUGCUGGAAUAGAGCCAGAUAGUCGUACAACCUCGACAUAUGAUCAUGGUAUCCUGAGCGCAAAGAAAGCGAAGUUUUUGCAUAGCGGCACCACCCUGGUCAGCUCCAUUCACUUGGGUUGUGAUGGAGUUUUUGUUCUUUUGUUAGUUCAGGUGAAGACUUGCUGGCAAUUGCUGCAGAUCAACCAUUCCAUUUUCCAGCUACAUUCACAUUUGUUGUUAGAGCUUUCUCAGUGUUGGAUGGUGUUGGGAAGGGACUUGAUCCUCGAUUUGAUAUCACUGAAGUUGCUAAACGGUUAA
Molecule: messenger RNA, 2688 nt
Organism: Striga hermonthica
Lineage: Eukaryota; Viridiplantae; Streptophyta; Magnoliopsida; Lamiales; Orobanchaceae
Source: the annotation of a GenBank genome assembly